This is a messenger RNA of Anopheles coustani, 1239 nucleotides long. RefSeq lists its product as uncharacterized. The record is from RefSeq and is a predicted model, not a curated record. Gene Ontology annotation, cellular component: axon; membrane; neuronal cell body. The coding region runs from base 1 to 1239 and encodes 412 amino acids. NCBI's taxonomy places the organism in Eukaryota, Metazoa, Arthropoda, Insecta, Diptera, Culicidae. Gene Ontology annotation, biological process: sensory perception of taste. The transcript is spliced from 6 exons.
AUGUCAGACGUUUCUGCAGCCAGCUCUGAGUACAGAUCGAGGUAUGCCACGAUGAGUGGAAGUCGGGAAUUGUUGGAAGCAUUGUUGCGUUUUCCGAAAAAGGAUAUUUUCGAUUGCGUUCCUUUGCAUUAUCUUGUGUUGAAAAUGAACGGAAUGGGUUGCAUCACUCCUCGUUUGGGAAUCCGCAAUGGAACGACCAUAACUACUGUGCUAGAUGUUUCCCUGUUUGUAGUGAACCUAGUGCUUGCCGUCAGCAUGAUGGUCUACGGGACGUUCUUCGCAGAGCGACCAUUGGAAUCGCCAAUCAUGUUCAUUGGUGUGAAGAUGGUAAACUUCACUUGUUACGCGUCAACCAUCUAUGGCUUGAUCAGUUGUUUUAUAAACCGUCAUGACAUCUGGAAGUUCUACAACCAGGCCUACGCCAUCGACAUCAUGCUCGCUAAGCUUGGCGAGCAAACUAACUUUAACCGCAGUUUUACGCUAUUCGUCAUGUACUAUGGCGCUGCAAUGGGUACUUGUCUGUUCAUGAUCAGCAUAUUGUACCGUGGAACCAUGCCCUGGCUGCUUUUGCUUAAUUUAAGCUACACCUACUUCAGCCUCACAACGUUUCAUAUCGUCAGUGUAACGUGUGUAGAGGUGGUUUGGGUGCGCAACCUACGCUUAAAUAGGGUGCUUCGCAGGCAGCUUUCUCUAGCUGAUAACGUAGUUGAGGCGCCAACACUCACAACGAGCGGUCCGAAUCAAAAAUUGGUACUACGCCAAAUCAUGCAAAUAUUUGAUUUGGUUUGCGAUCUGGCUGACGAAGGUAGUUUCUAUUACGGGAUGCAGAUUAUGGUCAGCAUUACAGGAUCUUUCGUUUUCUUACUGUUCUACACCUUUGCUUUUACGCUGGUCAUACGUUCGGUGCUCCCAUUCGACAGUGUGCUCCACGCUGGUCCUAUCAUGUCGUACUUGAUAUUUUUAUACAACAUAUUGAUAGUAGCUUGUUUCGGCAAUGCACUAAAACAGCAGGGAACGAUCACUUCGACGUUGAUCGACAGGGCCAUCAAUUCGACAAAUAAUGCAGAUAUAAUCGAGAUGUUACGCAUGUUUCUGAUGCAGCUGGGCCAUCGAUCACCGAUACUAACGUGUGGAUUGUUCCCCUUCGAUUGGACGCUGAUUUUCUCGAUACUUUCCACUGCAGCAACGUACAUCAUUAUACUUCUGCAAUUUGAAAGUGCUGGCAGCUCAGCCGCUUAA